Molecule: messenger RNA, 783 nt
Organism: Emiliania huxleyi CCMP1516
Lineage: Eukaryota; Haptophyta; Isochrysidales; Noelaerhabdaceae
Exons: 3
Coding region: 1-783 (260 amino acids)
Source: RefSeq, a predicted model, not a curated record
AUGUACUUGGAGUCAGGCGUUGGCGACCAGGACAUCUGCUACAGCAACGCCGACGAGCCAGUAACUGCAUUUAAAAAAAGCUUGCCACUCCGGAGCUUUUUGAAGCAGCUCGAUGAGGGCACUCCCAUAAAGCACUUUGCCGAUGCUUUUCCACCGCACGAAUUCCUUCUCAAUACCAAGGUUGCACUGAUGGAGCAAGUAGACCUACGCGCGUUGCAGGAUGCAUCCUUUUGCGGUCAGGGCCCAUGGGAUUGGAACAGCUGGCCAUUGCUGCCACCUUAUCUGCUGGCAAGCGAGGAUCUGCGGAAGCCCAUUGAUUGGACAAAGGCGCCUGAGUGUCUCAAGGGACUCGGAGGAUGGACGGUAGACAUUAAGCCGGGCCAAAUGCUGUUUAUGCCAUCCACGACCUGGCACUGGUUUUCUGCGGAGGAAGUCAGCUUUGCCUUUGUCCUACGGUGCCGCUCGUUCAGCUCCGUUCUGGGAAGCCUCAAGUUCUUUUGGGGCCCUCAAAGCCCCGCAGUUUUGUUGCCGGGUUACGGGGCAAUGUGGGCAAAGAUUCCGCCAGAUCUCCGUCAAAAAAUGAUCCGUUUUCGCUUUCUGCCUCCCGCCCUUGCCUCUCCAAUUUUUCGGGCAAGCAUUCUCAUCCUCGGCCUGCCAGUAUACCUCUGGCUGCUGGUGAGAUUUGGGAUGAGCUAUCUGCUGAUGAGCUGCACCAGCUCCAAGAAAGCACGGUUCUGCAGCAGCAAGACCAUAACUGCCGAUAAGAGAGGUGGUGCAGACUAG